This is a messenger RNA of Penicillium longicatenatum, 1353 nucleotides long. RefSeq lists its product as uncharacterized. The coding region runs from base 1 to 1353 and encodes 450 amino acids. The transcript has a single exon. Lineage: Eukaryota; Fungi; Ascomycota; Eurotiomycetes; Eurotiales; Aspergillaceae. The record is from RefSeq and is a predicted model, not a curated record.
AUGGAGGGCUCAUUUGUUGAUAUCGUGCAUCGCCACGAAUUGCCUUCGCUACGAGAUGAAGAUCUUGUCCGCCUACUUUACGCCCAGUUUGGUCCACAGAUUGAUCAUUUAAAACGUGUUCCACCCGCCGUGGAAAGCGACGAAGGCCAUGAAACUCCAUCUCUUGGCAACCUUACCGAAAAUGCGCUCAGUCCAUCGAGACUACUAUUCGAAAAUGAUUAUGAUGAAGUGAACCGCUCAAUCACCAAUGUUCGCGCCCUGAAAUGGGUGCUUGCGAAUGAUUAUGAUUCUUUCGUCACCCAUCAACCUCCCCCUGUCAGGUUAUCUCAAAAGACCUUCCAAGAACUGAGGCGCGAAUCGGACUCUUUCCUGGAAGAUACCGACUUACUCCUCGCAAUCAUUGUGGCGCUGGUCAUCGGUGACAUGGGAAAAGACCCACACCUGGUCGCUGAGAUCGCAGCGCGUAGGGGUACUGAAGGUGUCGCAGAGUACGAAAACCACGAUCAACUACUCGCCGAUGCUGUUGAGUGUGGGAUCCUAGAUGGACCGCUCGGUCAGCUAUCCGUUGCUCGGCGCGCGGAGGUGAUUCUUGGAGUGCAGAUUGGAGCGACCCUAAAUAUCCCCCAACUAAUGCAAGGCGAAAAUAUCCCUGGCAGCUUACAGCCCGUUCUCAAGUUCCGUGGUCGCCCCGAGGCGUUCUAUCUCAAGUAUUUUGAAACAAUUUUUGACGUGUGCGGCGCCGGCGGCCAUCGUGAUAGUUGCGGUGCGAAACGGAUGAUUGAACCAGUUUGCCAGUCUUUUCUACAGGCCUGGCCUAUCCUGAAGAAAAUAAUCACCGAAGAUACCCCGCUAUGCGAGGCGUAUAAUCAAGUAUUGCGGAAUCGUGGGCAAUUACUUGUUGAUCACGGCUUUCCAGAACUAUCUACCGCUGAUCGCUCGGAACGGGCUUUACUACGCCUUUUCGCCAUAGGCCGUGUAGCUGACCGAUCAGUGGCCGAGCAAUUCCAGGAAGCCUUUAGAGGCUUGGCAGAGCAAACCCGCGAUGCUCUUGUUGAUGGAAUGAACGUUGAUGGUAUUGAUGAUGGCCAGGCUGUGCUUCUGUAUUAUAUUCCGGCCUUGUUCGCGGAGACAAACCAUGUUAUGCGUGAGACAUCCACAGAGGAGCAGAUCACCGCAUUGCAGUGUUUAAUGAGCUUUAUGGCUCGAACAUACGGAGGUUCGCGAUCGCAUCCUGGUCAAGAGGGAUCUAUUCGGGAGCGCGAUGUCUCGCCUGCUAUUAAGAUCGUGUGUGAUCCGUCUUUUCGCCAUAACCCACAUAUUCUGGAUGAAUAUAAUCUGCUAGAAGACUCGUAG